Molecule: messenger RNA, 399 nt
Organism: Aspergillus ruber CBS 135680
Lineage: Eukaryota; Fungi; Ascomycota; Eurotiomycetes; Eurotiales; Aspergillaceae
Exons: 2
Coding region: 1-399 (132 amino acids)
Source: RefSeq, a predicted model, not a curated record
AUGGCAGUAGGUGAGAAGGAAAUUUUUGGGGAAAUAGUCCAAGGGGUGGAAGCAAGCUCGCAGCUGAUCACGAGGUAUACGUUUCUGGCGAUUCUAUAUAUUGGACCUAGCACCUCAGCGCGUGACGAGCUUGAGAUGGCUUUCAUACGCCUUUGCAGUAAGGUGCUGGUUUUCCUCAUCGAGGCGAAAUGUUACUUCCAAACCAGCACGGAAAAGCGGAUGCUGAGAAGUGCAUUCCAUGCCUUUGAGAACUGUCAGAUGAAGCAGAUUGAAGCCCAAGAAAGACGAGUGGCAGGGCUAAGAGCCCUAGCUGAUGCAGAAGACACCAAGUCUACCGGGAGAACGUCAUGGCCAUUCAGCUGCUUAUGGAGUCUUUGGAAGAGCCCAUUCUUCGAGUAG